AUGGCAAGCAACUUAGAAAUCUUAUAAACAUUUGCAGGAAAGUACAAAUAGUCGUUUUUUAAGUAAUUAUUUACUUUUUCCUUAGUAUUGUUUACCAAAUGAUUUGUCAAAAUAAUUAAUCCCUGUAGAUUAGCAUUAUACUAGCUGCAGUCUAGUUUUUGUAAUUGCUUUAUUUUCCGUUUCAAUCAUAGAUAAAAUAUGCUUGGUAUAAUCACAAACUCUCAUCGUAUAUAUAAGAAUUUCUAUCAUAUUUUACAAUACUAAGAAUGCUGAUUAAUUAAAGCACAUCUUUAUAUUUAAUGGUCAUGUACUUUAUGAUUAGUAUUAUACUGCUUACAACAUUGCUUAUCAUCUUAUUAACAAUUUAGAAAAGUCUAUAUAAUCAAAAAGUUAUUAUUUUAUUUCUUGCUAAAUCAAUGCAAUUUAUAAUGAGUAUUGGAUUUGCUGAAAUUUUAAGAAUACUUUUUGGAGUAAAAUUUAUAUAUGUUAUAAUAUCUAGUAUUUACUCUGCUAACCUGAUUAAAAUGGGAUUCUAAAAAUGGUAUAUCUUAUUGAUUAAGAAUGCUGGGUAGGGGACUAUUAUUAUCAUGCAAUUUUUGUGAUUAUAUCACUUCUGCUUUUUAUAUUUGUUGUUAUAAUCUGCAGCCAACUUUUCAUCGAAUUAAGAAACAAUAAGAAAAAUACAUUUUCAUAAAGAGAAAGUAUUUCGUAUUCAUACAUAUUUAUUUAUAUAAUAUUUUCGAUGGCAUCAUAUUUUUUAUUUUAACUACCGAAAUACUCUAUUUGUGUAAUAGCUAUUUAAAAUAUUACAAGUUUUGUAUUCUUCUACAGAAUGUACUACAAAAAUCCUUUUUAUAACUAAACUGUUUAAAAAAUUUGGAUAUCAAUAAGUGGAUUAGUAUUCCAUACCAACUUAAUGUAGUUAAUGGCUUUCCUAUUUGAUCAUUUGAUUGUAUAAAAUUCUAUGUUAGGUUGGUUAAUCACUUGUCCAAUGACAAUUGUGAUUUUGUAAGGAAGACAAAAUCAGUAAAUUGAUCUCAUAAAAAUUAAUUUAGCAAGAUAUCAGUCAACAGAAAAUAUUGUAAAAGAUUGUGAAUACUUAGUAGAAUUAGCAGAUUCAUAUGAAAAAGAUCAAUCUAAGGAGAUUUAAAUAUUAGGGUUUUUGGAGAUGCACGAGUCAACUUGUUUACAAGCAAAUUGUGCUAUUAAGAUUAAUAAAAAUUUGGCUAUGAAAUUUUAAGAAAAUUCAAAAUAUACCGAUGAAAGAUUAAUUUUUAAGGAACUUAUAAACUAACUAUAUUAAAAUGGAAUAACUAAAUAUCCUUAAAGCAUUGACCUCAGAAUACAUUACAGCUAUUUCCUUUAUGAUCAAUUGGCAGAUGGAUAAAAAGCUUUACAUGAAUUAGAAAAAGCAGAAUAAUUAAAUCCUGAUUUUGGAUAAUAGUUUUAGAUUUUUUCAAUGAAAAAAACUUUAGAAGACUCAUUCUUGAAGAAUUCGUUUGGUGUUAAUACAAUUGAAUAUUCAGUUUCAAUUGAUCGAAAUAUCUAAUUUCAAUAAAAUCAGCUUAAAUAAAGGAUUUUAGAAGGCUCUUAUCAAAUGCUGUAAUUCUGGAAUUAACUAUUAGAGGAAAUUCCAAAUUUAACCAUCUUAUCAGUUCUUGGAAGAAAAGUCCUAGGAUCAAUUGAAUAGAUCAGAAAAUAAAUUACUCUAAUGUAAAAAACAAACACAUAUAAUUAUUCUACUAAAAAACUCAUAAGCAAAUUCAGUGAUUAUGUCUUCUAUAUAGGAGAUAAUAUGAAGUUUUCUUCAAUCAAUAUAAAUUAUCAAAGUGAUGAAAUCAAUUACUAAUUUAAAUUCUUGGAUUAGAAUCAUUUAUUAGGUUAAUAAGAUUUGAGUUCAUAUUCAUAACCUGUAAUAGUGUUGGAACUAUUUAGCAAUAACAAUUUAAAUUCUAUUGUAAAGAAUAUCAAUUAAGCUACUUGUUCUUUGCUCGGAUUUUCUAGAACCGAUAUAAUAGGACAUUCAAUCUGUCAAUUACUCUAAACUAAGUAAAUUGCAUAAUAUUAUAAGCUAUUCAAAGCUACACCAAUAUGUUGUGCAGAAAUAUUUUGCCUCAGAUUCAUAAGUAUAAUUAUCGGUCUUACCACAGAGAUAUUAAUUUUUCAAAACUAAGGCUUAAUAUGUCAUCUUAGCUCAAAGUGCCAGUUCCAUUCUUUAGACAGAAAAAGGAGUUUUUCAAUUCUUGAGACUGACAACAGAGUUUAAUUAUCGCAAUUAUGCCUAUAUUAUUUUUAAUGGAGAUGGGAAAAUUGAGAAUAUAUCAUCUUCAUGCAUCUCAAUUUUGAAAUUGGAUAUUCGUAAACUUUAAUUAAGAUAAUUAAAUAUAGAGUAGCUAUUUCCAAAUUUAUUAUCUAAUAAAGAAAUCUAUUUCAAUAAAAUGAAUAAAAUUGUGUAUGAGCAUCACAAAUCGAAAUUAAAAAGCAUGAAUCCUGAAGGAAAUGAAGAAGACAAGAGAAAAUAAAUUGGAUUUUAUGGUGUAAUUAUUUGAGAUAUCAGAAAACAAUUUAUAUAUCAAAAAAGCAGAAAAAUAAUAAAUAUUUGGAUACUAUUUAAAAGUGGAAUAAAUUGAUCAUAAGCCAGUAAAUAAUUCUCCUAUUUUGAAAACAAAAUAAACAACAAAACAAUUUACAUAUUCUAUUGAAUAACGUGCCUUCAUUUGUAAUACUUUAUCUUAAAUUUAGGUGGAAAUGCCAGUUCAUUAUAGGAUUCUAUCAAAGAAGAUAAUGAAAUUUAUGUAGCGCCUAAAUAGAAAACAAUAUUUUAACCAAGAUAAUAAAGUAAGAAACAGAACUCCUCUAUGAGUUAAGAUCAAAAUUAAAUGUCUUAUGGAUUUGAUAUUAAAACGUUAAGGUUGUUUUAAGGACAUAUUUAAGAGAUAAUAGAGCCAAAGGAAGAAGAGGAAGAUGAUGAGAAUUUUAGGGAAAAUACAGAGCAUUCUAAGGCAGAAAUUAUAAUUGAUAAGCAUUUAUCUAAUUAAAUCAAUACUUAAAAUGAUUUUAGUUUAUACCUGCAAAACAUAUCCUAUCCUACUUUUUUGAGAAGAUUAGUUCUCUUAAAUAACAUUUUAAUACUGGCUUUAUUUGCAAUAUCAUGUAUAAUUUAUUCAACCUUAUAUGUCACUUUUAUCAAAUUUAAAAAUGCAGUUGAGCUAGGUGCUGCAAAUAACUAAUGCUUUUCUUCUCUCUUGAAGAUUCAGUCGAACCUCUAGGAUUUGAGAGGUUGCAAUUUAAAUAUUGAAGUAUUAGAAUAUCAAAAGAUAGGAAAAGAAUUUAUUAAUAUAAACUUUUUGGAGUUAAAAAAUGAAUUGAAUCUGCUUCUUGAAUCAAACAAUCUUCUAACUUCCUCAGAUUUAACAAUUAACAAGAAUUAUCAAACAUACAUUUCUGAAUUCGAAACACCCUAAAUUUAAAUGUUCUCUUUAGAUAAUAGUUAUCAGAAUUUUACUUACUCCUAAGCAGUACAGUAAUUAAUAGCUAGAGCUAUAACAUUAAAUAAUAGCGAAUUAUCAAAAUUCGUUGACACUAAUGAAGAUUUUCAUUACUUCAUUCAUAAUACAUUCAACUCUAUUGCAAAAUAUGAAUAUGUAUCUUAAAACUACUACUUUUCAAAUAUUUACAGUUAAUUAGAUGAUUUAAAUAAAUUUGAAGAUGUAUUUUUUAUUCUUUCAUCCUCCUGUGUGCUUUUAAUAUUUUUCUUUUGCUAAUUAUACCUUCAUUCUCAUUAAUCUUACUUGAGGAAUAUAAUUUAGGCCUUUUUAGAAAUUAAGGAGCAUUCUUUAAAAUAGAUUGUUAGUAAAAUUCGAAAUUUCCUAUAGAUGCUUCAAACAACUGAUGAUGAUGAUGUAUAUUUUUAAUAUAUGUAGGUGGAUUAAUUUGAUUUAGAUUAGAAUGAAAAUUAAGAAGAACAUGAACUUGAAGAAUUAACCAAAAAAAGUAAGAAGAGAAAAUCUAAAUUCUCAUCAGAAAGUGAAAAUAAGAUUUAAAUUCGAAUGAUUUUUGUUUCGCUGUUAUUUUACUCCUACUUUUGUUAUUUGUACUUUAGUUCUACAGUAAAUAAUAAUUAUUAAAUUUUAGACCAUUAUCUCAUAAUCAAACUUACUGAUUCCACUUGUUAAUAUUACAUCUUAUAUUCCAUCAUAAUAUCGUUUGAUUGAUAACUCUAUAAAGGAGAUGCUAUAUGAUUCCAAUGCCAUGAUUAUGAAUGAAUUAAAUUCUAUAGAUAAGAUGAAUUAUGUAAUUGAUGAAAUUUAAUCCUUGGAUGCUGAAUUACAUGUUUUGAAUCAAAAAAAUGAACAAAUUUUAUCUGCAGAGUAUAUUCAACUGUUCAAUGAAAUUUAUAUUUUAAGUCCAUGCACAAUUAUUAUAGAAAACGAUUAAUCUGUUACAAAUGAAUCCUGCUUGUCAUUUAAUGAAAAAAUUCUAAAGGAUGGAUUAGCAGUUGCUAUUUCAAGUUUUUUUGAAAAUGCCUGCAAAAUGGUGUAAGAAUACUAUUAUUAUGACCCAAACGCAAUAUAUUCAAAUUUAACCUACAAUCUCAGCUCAAAUCAUAAGAAAAACUACACUUACAACAUUUUAAAUACUAGAGAAAGCAAUUAUAAUAGAUAAAUGCAAAAGGUUUUCAUAAGGAUAUGUCAUUUAUAAUUGAUGAAAGAGUUAUUAAAUUAGUUAAAUAGCUAUUUUUCCUUUCUGGCAUUUUAAUUGACCUUAUUAUUCAUGAUAUUUUGCAUCAUUGCUGUGUUUACAUACUUUUUGAUUUGGAUCCCCAUUUUAGGUAAUUUUUAUUUCGAAGCAUAAAAAAAUCUAGAAACUUUAUCUAUCAUACCAGUUGAGCAUUUAAAUAAAUGUGUAUAAAUAUAAGAAUAUUUGAAACAUCUGAAAGAGCUCAAUUAAUGA
Molecule: messenger RNA, 4953 nt
Organism: Paramecium octaurelia
Lineage: Eukaryota; Ciliophora; Oligohymenophorea; Peniculida; Parameciidae
Source: the annotation of a GenBank genome assembly